AUGAUCAUCAUCGAGGACGACCAACUAGACACAAAGCUCGCAAAGGAGCGCGAGGCCGCUGCGCGCUACGCCAGCUCUAACCCUGCCGCCUCUUCCUCUUCUUCCACCGCACCCUCAACAAGUGGGAGUGCACCACCCUCCCAGUCCCCGUUCGCUACAUCCUCCAGCAACGCCGGCAGCGCAGAGCCGACGGAGCACGACCACCUGCUUGUCGAUUUCGCCCAGCACGGAGGGGGGAAUGGCCAGGGAAUGACGAUGGCGGUGAUACCGGAUGGCCCCCCACCGGAUUUCACGCCCUACCAAGCGGAGCACUUCGAGGUGGGCUACGACGAUGUGGUCUCGCAUGACCCGCAUUUGAACACGGAUGGCGAAGCCCUCUACCGCUUCCUCCUCGCCCAAUCUGAGAUCCCACCCACCUACCGCAUGAACUGCCGCGGCACGCACCACGAGACUCGCCAGCGAUGGGUCACCGAGCGCGACUCCGAGGGGCGCACGCGCAACCGGCGCGAGACCUACACCGAGACCGUCACCGACUUUGACUUCAACAUCGACAUCACCCCUGCCCAACUCACCCUCGCCCUACCGCACACCCUCACCUCCGCUGUGGAACGGAGACCGGCGCAUAUACACUGGUCGGUGCCGGACGACGAGCCGGCGUACCGCGGGAGGAUGGUGCGCGAGUACGAUGAGGCGCCUGGGUUGGUAGUGGGCGGUGGGGAACGGAAAGGCGGGAAGAGGACGGCGAAGAGGAAGGAGGUGAAGGCGUAUAAGAAGUGGCUGGAGCGGAGGGAAAGGCUUGGGUUCCCGCCGUGGAUGCGCGAGGCGGACGAGGCGGCGGGGAUGGGCACCGGCGUGGACGGCGCGAUGGUCGCCCCGCCCCCUGAGGGCGAUGCGCUGAGGAGCUCGAAGACGCUCAGACAGUGGGCGGAUGAGUACUGUCAGAGUCAGAAGACGCUGAAAGAGUUUGUGUACCAUAAGGUCCUCUACGGCUGGAACAUCCAGCAAAUCGAGAACAGCGUGCGCGCGACCAUCCAAGGCGCGCCCUACCACGGCACCAUCGCCAUCAGCUUCACCCCGCACCACUCCAAGAUAUACAUCCGCCCCGACAACUGGGUCUCCCGCACGCUCUCGAACAAGUGGCUCAAGUUCCUCUCCAUCCUCCUAUGCAUCUACCCCUUCAUCUGGCUGUUCAAGCGCUUCCACUCACGCGGUGGCGGCCGGUGGGAAGUGUGUGGCGGCGCGUACCCGCUAAAGCAGUGGGUGCCGCUCGAGGCGGGAGAGGUCGCCCCGGACGUGGGUGUGGAGGACUUGGAAGGGCUGCCCUCGUAUGCGGCCGCGGCGUAUGGGGAUAGCAGCCUGAGCACAGGGGGCGGGCUGGUCGUUACCCGCAGGUCGAGCAGGUUCAUGCAGACGACCACUGGGCCGAAGAAACUCGUGGGGCUCAAGGAGGGUGAGUGGUUUAGGAGCUGGGAGGGAGUUAUUACGCGGGCGGUCAUUGGGAGGUAUCAGUCGUCUGUGCCGAUUCCACGUACGAACUCGGAGGCGAGCGCGUUGGAUGGGUAUAAUGAGACGCUGGUUCGAUAUUGA
This is a messenger RNA of Cyclocybe aegerita, 1587 nucleotides long. NCBI's taxonomy places the organism in Eukaryota, Fungi, Basidiomycota, Agaricomycetes, Agaricales, Hemipholiotaceae. The record is from the annotation of a GenBank genome assembly.